UAGGGGCGGGAACCAGGUUGUUUUUGUUCUUGUAGCUCGUGCCUGUUGUGGGAGAUUAUAUAUGGUGGAAGCGGCUCGGACAGCAGAGUCGGCAAAAAUACUACAUGACUGGGCGUGCUGUGGUGGCGUAGCGGUUAGUGCGACCUGUAUUUGGAGACCUUGAGUCCUCGACGCGGCCAUCACAGCGAUGAAGCAGCUUCCUGCAGACACGGUGCGGCUGCUGUCCAGCUCGCAGGUCGUCACGUCUGUGGUGAGCGUGGUGAAGGAGCUGAUGGAGAACUCCCUGGACGCUGGCGCCUCCAGCGUCGACGUGAAGCUGGAGAACUUCGGCCUGGACCGGACGGAAGUUCGAGACAACGGCUGUGGGAUCAAAGCGGCGGACGCUCCGGUGAUGGCCGUCCGACAUUUCACCUCCAAGAUCAGCAGCCAUGAAGACCUGGAGCGCCUGGAAACGUACGGCUUCAGGGGCGAGGCGCUUGGCUCCAUCUGCGCCGUGGCCGAGGUCACCGUUACCACUAAAACAGAGGAGGAGGACGUCAGCACGCAGUACACCCUGGACUCCAGCGGGGGCAUCGUCUCUCAGAGGCCGUCCCACCUGGGUGGAGGAACGUCGGUGAGCGUGGCGAAGCUGUUCGGGAAGCUGCCGGUGCGACGGCAGUUCUUCUCCUCCGUCAGGAAGCGUAAGGAGGAAGUGAGGAAGGUCCAGGACCUGCUGAUGGCCUUCGCCAUCAUAAAGCCGGAGCUGCGGCUCACGCUGGCCCACAACAAGGUGGUGGUUUGGCAGAAGGCCAGAGCGGCGGACCACAGGAGCGCCCUGGUUGCUACGCUAGGAGCUAGUACUGUCGCUAACCUGCUGCCCGUCCACCAAGAACAGCCAGAGAUGGUUCUGGACGGUUUUCUUCCCAAACCCGGAGCUGAUUUGUCCUUAACGAGCUCCUCUACCGCUGAUAAAACCUUCAUAUUUAUUAAUAAGCGUCCUGUCCAGCAGAAGGACAUCCUGAAGCUGUUGCGUCAGCACCACUCGGCUCAGUAUCCUGACGAUGCGGCUCGGCAUCGGUUCCCCGUCCUCCUACUGAACAUCACAGUUUGUCCUUCUUCGCUGGAUGUAAAUGUGACGCCUGAUAAAAUCCAGGUUCUGCUUCAUAACAAGGAGGCGGUUCUGGCUGCCGUCGAGGCUCUGCUGGUUUCUCUUUACGGUUUUCGUCCUGAAAAGCAGCCGGACCCUGAAACUCUUCCUCCUGCUGCUGGUUGGGUGGAGACGGAUCAGAAUACAGAGAGCAGGAAGGUGAGCGAUGACGAUGCCGGCCAAUCAGCUGCCCUGCAGCGCCAGGCCUCCAGCUGCAGCUCCUCUUCCUCCAUGGCGGACGACUGGAUCGUCAACCAAUCCUGUUUCUCCCUCUGCGACGAUGAGGUGACCCGGAGUCGACCCCAGAGCGCCGAGCCCGGCCCAGAGGAGCCGCGGCACCCGCAGGUGUCCGCCGAGGCCUGGAGCCGCGGCACUGCGCUGACCGACCCGGCGUCGGGAGAACCACUGCGGCCCGUCGCCAUCCACCGGCCCGACCCAGAGGUCAAGAGGUCAGGCAACGCCAUAACGGAGAAACGGGCCGCGCUGACGGCGUACGACAUGAUCAGGAGCCGCGCCCUGAAGGCACCGCCGUCCGCCGUCUCGCUGUUCGAGAAGGAGACGCGGUCCGAGGUUCUGAUGGAGCGACCGGCCGCCAGCCUGCAGGAGGUCAGCGCCGCCGUCCAGAACCGCUGGGAAAACCUGGGAGACGAAGGCAGGAAGAGGUUUGAGGAAAAGGCGAGGAAGAGUCAGGACCUCCAUGACCAGAGGACCAGGCUGGCGGCCGCUGCGGCCCCGGGGACCCCAGGGGCCCCGGGGCCGCAGCGGCCCCUGGGGGCCGCUAAGCUCCAGGCUCAGAAGCGUAAAGCUCCUCUGUCCAACCAGCAGCUGCUGGACGAGCUUUUCUCCGCCCAGCCCCAGACGAAGAAGAAGGCUCCGCCCCUGAAGCCGUGGCAGCCGCUGCCCUGCAGCAUGGCAGUGCUGCGCCAGCGGCUGCUGCGCCUUUCAGCCCAGAGCGGCGCAGCAGGGCCCCGGGGCCUCCGCCCGGUGGGCCGGCUGGCCUCUCAGAACGCCUGGCUGAUUUUGUGCGGCGGGCGGCGUUUGAUGCUGCUCAACCCUUUCCGGGCGGAGGAAGCCUUGCUGUUCCAGCGGCUCCAGCAGGAUCACAUCCUUCCUGCCGCCCGCCUGCAGAACCCGCUGCUGCUCACCGACAGGAACCUGGGCGCCGCGGAGUUCGAGACGCUGUGCAGUUUGGAGAAAGGCGCGGCGGAGCCAGACGGCAGCGUCUUCUUCUCCGACCCCCGACUCGUCGCCAACGGCUUCAGAAUCAAACUCAGUCCAGCAGAGCGCCAUCUGGAAGCGACGGCCGUGGCGGACUGCGUGCCUUUCCUGGGCCUGGAGGACCUGAAGGAGGUUCUGACCGCCGUCCUCCAGAGGAAGGGCGCCACGGUGCCGCAGAGCCGGCCGCUUAAAGUCACCAACUACCUGAAGGCCGAGGCGGUCCGGCUCGCCCGCCAGCUGCCUUCAGAUUUAUGUGGUGAAGAGGUGGAGGAGCUGCUGGAGCGGACGGAGAGGCGGCUGGGCGGAGCCGACCGGACCUGCAUCCACGGGCGACUCUUCCUGCACCACCUGGCCGACGUCCCGUCCACACAGCAGGAGGCCCGGGCUGGACUCACACCGCUGAGCAACACACACACCUCCGGUUCGCUGGCGGUCGUCUAACGAAGCCGAACUCUGGAGACGAAGUGGCUCAACGGAAUCCGGUCCAAUAACGGGGUCUCCAGCUGCCUUGGAAUACUCCCUCACCCCCUAACAUCCUUCUUCUCAUUCGGACUUCCUCACCUGUCAGAGGUGGAAUGUUGCUGGCGGAGACGGUCCUCCAGGGUCCAACUCAUGACAGAUGUAACGACGCUCAGUGAAAAUGUUUACCAGCAGCUGCUGUCUGCUGCAGACAACAAGCUGCUGCAGCUCAGGAUCAACCAGACGCUUCACCAGGCUGGCGAUUCACCGGCCGGAAACAGGAAACGCAGCGCCGGCGAUUCACCGGCCGGAAAUGCCUUCUUUUGUCAUACUUUCACCAAUAUUCAUAAAUAUUUAAUUGGCACACUAAAUAUUUAGAUUGAAGCCAAAUACUUAGCUAGCAAGAUAAAUAUUUAGUUUGCAAAUUAAAUAUUAAGCCAGCUCAGAUAUGCUAAUUCACAUGCCGAUGACCGGAAGUGGACUAUCAAAAUAAAAGCUGGAUCUUCCGAACCCUUUCCGAGCUGUUGCUAGUGUAUUUACACUGCCCAUCUCAUCGCUUGUUUUAAGCUGAACUGUUAGCAUAUGAUGAAGAAAAAAUAAACGAUGACGACACGAACAACAACUGAAGAGAAUCAGUCGCGCCAGCAGAGGUUCGCAAGAGCAAGCUUUUAUUUUGGUAGUCCAUUUCCGGUUAUCGGGACGUGAACUAGCAUAUUUGCUAAAUAUUUAGCUUGAAUCUGUGACAUUCAUAAAUAAAUGAAUAACAUGGUUAAAAUCUGACUGAAGAUGUUUUUUUAACAGGCUAAAUAAUCCAAAUCUUUGCUGUUAACUUUACAUAACUUUACAAACGACGUUCCUACUUCCUGUAAUCACAUUUUAAUCAAUAUUAUUGCCUUCUGUUUUUGUCUUGGAAAGUAAAGGCUUCAUCAUUAUUUGUAAUUAUUGAUGGAGGCAUUUAAACGUCAUCAUGCCGACUGUAUGAAUAUUAUUCUGUCUGCAGAAACAAAAGAAGAAAUAAAUGUUGAAAAUGGAGAA
Messenger RNA from Xiphophorus hellerii (green swordtail), 3838 nucleotides. RefSeq names its product PMS1 homolog 1, mismatch repair system component (gene pms1). Bases 188 to 2785 code for a protein of 865 amino acids. The transcript has 15 exons. Gene Ontology annotation, biological process: mismatch repair. Gene Ontology annotation, cellular component: MutLalpha complex. NCBI's taxonomy places the organism in Eukaryota, Metazoa, Chordata, Actinopteri, Cyprinodontiformes, Poeciliidae. Gene Ontology annotation, molecular function: ATP binding; mismatched DNA binding; ATP hydrolysis activity. The record is from RefSeq and is a predicted model, not a curated record.